AUGCUCCGAUUCCUCCUCACCCGCGAAGUCGCCCAAGACCCUCCCUCAACCCUUCGCCGCGCCCAAAACACCCGCGCAACAUACUCCCUCUCUCCCUCCCCAUCCUUCUCCCUAAAAACACGGCAUUAUGGGGCUGUUAACGCGUUAGCGGUGGAGAAGGUCGAGAACCGGUAUCUCCUCUCCGCGGGCGCGGACGCGAUCAUUAAUUUAUGGGACCUCGAAGCCAGCAGCGGGGGGGUGGUAGAUACGCUGUCCACGGCGAGUUUACCAACUACGGCGACACCUAGCUCGGUAAAGUGGUGGACAGGCGACACCGGGAUGUUUUCGACGACACACCACGACCACUCACUCCUCAUCUGGGACACAAACACCUUCUCCACCGCUGCACGAUUCCCACUCGGUCCCGAGGCGCCUAUCCGAACCCAUGCUCCCUCCGCACAUGGUGGAGUGAAUCCGGUUAUUGCAGUAGCGUUGGGGUCACCUGGGGUUCGACUCGUCGACCUACGCACGUCGUCCGCGGCACACACCUUGACCUCCCCAUACUCGAGAUCAGGAACAUUGGACGUCGCAUGGUCCCCCCGCUCCCCCCACCACAUAGCGUCAACUCACGACGACGGCUCCCUCCGCCUCUGGGAUAUCCGCCGCGCCUCACCCCUCCUGCAUACGACACGCGCACAUUCUUCCGGCGCGACGGGAGUGGAGUGGACGAGUGAUGGAGGGCAGGUGGUUACUGCGGGGUGGGAUGGGAAGAUGAGAGUUUGGGAUGUUGAACAGGGAAGGGAUUGUGUUGUGAAUUUUGGUCCUUGGAUUACGAAU
This is a messenger RNA of Saitoella complicata NRRL Y-17804, 816 nucleotides long. Its product is annotated as DNA excision repair protein ERCC-8. Gene Ontology annotation, biological process: transcription-coupled nucleotide-excision repair; proteasome-mediated ubiquitin-dependent protein catabolic process; protein polyubiquitination. The record is from RefSeq and is a predicted model, not a curated record. Gene Ontology annotation, cellular component: Cul4A-RING E3 ubiquitin ligase complex; nucleotide-excision repair complex. Gene Ontology annotation, molecular function: protein binding. NCBI's taxonomy places the organism in Eukaryota, Fungi, Ascomycota, Saitoellomycetes, Saitoellales, Saitoellaceae. The transcript has a single exon. The annotation marks the transcript as partial.